AUGGACCCUGGGAAAUUGCAAACUGAUGUUGGUUCCUCUGAUGAUGAUGACAGUGAUGAAGACUAUGUUGAUUCAGAAGAGGGUGAAACUAGUGAUGAUGAGGAUUUCAGUGAUGAGGAUGCUAGUGAGAGUUCAAAUGAAGAUGAUGAUGAAGACUCCUCAAAGAGUGCUAAGGAUAAGAAUAGGCCAGCAGAAAAAGCCUUGAAGACACCUCCAGAGAAAAAGGCCAAGAUGACAACACCAUCUAAGGGCAGUGGUACUGGUAUGAGAAGUGGCUAUGUCCAUGUCGCCACCCCUUAUCCAUCCAAGCUGGUGAAGAAGACGCCUUCAAUCGUUGAGAAGCCUAACAACCUUCUGGAUAUGCCUGCAACUCGUGCAGCAGAUGACAAAAGCAAAGACAGUCCUCUAAACCAACGACUAGCUUGGAGGAAGCAAAGGAUCCUGAUAAACAUAAAGCUGAUGUUGGUGGCACUGAAGAUGAUGAAAGUCAUGAACACUGUUGAUUCAGAAGAGGGUGAAUUGGGUGAUGCUUAG
Miscanthus lutarioriparius is the source of this 534-nucleotide messenger RNA. NCBI's taxonomy places the organism in Eukaryota, Viridiplantae, Streptophyta, Magnoliopsida, Poales, Poaceae. The record is from the annotation of a GenBank genome assembly.